Molecule: messenger RNA, 3351 nt
Organism: Salarias fasciatus (jewelled blenny)
Lineage: Eukaryota; Metazoa; Chordata; Actinopteri; Blenniiformes; Blenniidae
Product: dixin-like
Exons: 21
Coding region: 218-2128 (636 amino acids)
Biological process (GO): canonical Wnt signaling pathway
Cellular component (GO): cytosol
Molecular function (GO): protein binding
Source: RefSeq, a predicted model, not a curated record
AGCGCGGUAACUUUUAGCGGCGGCUGUGAUCAUCGGAGAGUAACGGGAGCGGAGCUCGUGCUCGCGCACACGCUCGCGCUCGUCAGUCAGUAGCGUCGGUUUGUUGACGUCCGCCGGGGUACAGCAGCAGCUGCUGCUAGUAACGGGGCUCUCCUGGCCGCCCGACAGCCCGCCGCCGGUCCGGCUCGCUCCGUUCGAUGGGUUUUCUGGUGGGAAGAUGAUCGCCUCACUGUCGAGAGGAAGUCUGCUGGACGAGGUUCUUCACGGAGGCUUUAACGAGCAGCAGCUGGCAGCGUACAUUUCCUGGGUGAACUCUCAGCUGAAGAGGAAAGCAGGCCUGAAGCCCAUCACUGACCUCAGGCGCGACCUGCAGGAUGGCGUGGUGCUCACACAGCUCAUAGAGAUCGUUGCCGGGGAGGUGCUGGAGGGAGUGUAUGUGACUCCACAAAACAAAGAAGAGAGCAGGAAGAAUGUGGAGGAAGUCUUGCGGUUCAUUUCCUCUAGACACAUACGCAUGCCGCACAUAUCCGCCAGAGACAUUGUUGAUGGCAAUCUGAAAUCUGUAAUGAGGAUAAUUCUGGCACUGGCAGCCCAUUUCAAGCCGUCAGCCAAUCACAGGGCUGCCUCUGGAAGUAGGAGGGGCUUCACAGGAGGCGCUGCCAGCCACAACCCUCUUUCCACGGUGGCUCUGGCUCAAGGUGCUGCUGCUGCUCUGGCUUCAGCUCGACUUGAUGCUUCGCUGCCUGCACGUUCCACACGGAUCCACAGCGGCUGGGGGUCGGGUGGAGACAAGAGUGUGUGCGUUCGAGCUCUUGUUAAGCAGUAUGAAAGAGGAUCCGACGAGCAUUCGACUCUCCAGCUUAGCAGCCUCAGCACUGUCAGCCCGCUGUCAUCGCCAUGCAGCCACCCAGAGAGACCGCCGCAGGACUCCCGACAAGAACAGCCCAACAGUGACGAGUCCUGUCACAUCGUCGUGGAGACAUCAUGGGAGGAUCCUCUCAGUGAAAGUUUGGAGAAGGAGGUGCAGGAGGCACGGAAGAUGGUGUCUGCUUUACAGGCGCUGCUGCUGCAGGGUUCUCUCCCCGAGGACGAGCAGGACGUGUCUUUGACGUUGGACCAAGGAAACACUGAACAGCAGCUGGUAGUCAUUCGCAGUCGUUUGGAUCAGAGUAUGGAAGAAGCUCAAGAGCUUAAGAGGGAGGUGUUGCGCUGCAAGCAGGACAUGAGAAACCUGCAGGGAGUAAAGGAGGCCCAGCAGCAGCGGCUCUGCACCCAGGAAGCAUCGAUACUGCAGAUGAAGCAGGAGCUUCUCCGAGCCAGCAUGACAAAGGACGAGCUCACCAACCAAAAUGCAGAGCUGCAGUGGAAGCUGGAGGAGUGUACCAGGCUGUGGGGCGAUUGUAAGAAGGAGCUGGGACAGAAGGACCGGCUGCUUCAACAGUUCAAACACAAACUAGAAGAAAGUCAGAAGAUGCAGGCCGAAUUGCAAACGGAGUUGGAACAUAAAAACAACAUGCUGCAGCAGCUAAUGUGCAGAGAUCUGGAGCAGAUUCCCAGCGGGACAGAAAACAAUGGAUAUUCUUACUCUGGAAAUCAAUCUCCUUCCAUGUCAGCACAACAGGCAGAUGAGGUUCAGCUUCUCAGAGACGCACUGAGGAGUCUGAGGAACAACUUCAGGGACCAUGACCCCCAGCAUCACACACUGGACACCCUGGAGCAGGGCAUAGUGUCGCUCAUCGACAGGCUGCAUGUUCUGCACAAACACAAGGGAGUGGGGAAAUCUCCAAGACCUAAAGGUCAACACACAGACGCCGACUCCUGGCCUUCCUCAAAGAUGUGCCAGUCCCACAAUGGUUCAUCUUCAUCAACAAAGAUCCUUUAUUUCACUGGCAAGUCCCCCACGCCCUCUAUGAUCAACAUACCAAAAAGGCUGGGUGAAGUGACGCUCAAGGAUGUCAAAGCAGCCGUUGAUCGAGAGGGGAACUACAGGUACCACUUCAAGGCCCUGGACCCAGAAUUUGGGACUGUGAAAGAAGAGGUAUUCCUGGAUGGAGCGGUUGUUCCAGGCUGGGAAGGUAAAAUUGUGGCCUGGGUAGAAGAAGACCGUGGCGAGGAAAGGCCGGUGUAGGUUCAACCUGAGGCCGUGCGACGCGUCUUUUUAAGGACGGUGGCGGUUCUGAGCCCAGAAACGGCGCAUUGAACCGGCUGUUCAGACCAAGUGGACGCUUUGUCUUUCGACUGGAGCUAUGAGAUGUUUGACAAAGAGAUUCAGAGUUAAUCAGCUCGUAGUAAACAAGACUGAUAGCACGAAGUUCUUCUGGAGAACGUUUGACUACAAUUUAAGUCCAGACUAUCACAAAACUCAGUGCCUUAAAGGUAAAAGUUGUUUGUAUCAUGUGCUUCUCUUUGUCAAGUCGUAUCUCUAACAUCAGAACAAAGAAUGUUGAUGUUAUUACAGUAUGCCUAGAAGAAUUGAGAGAUUUACACAGGGAAGUCUUUCUUUCUCUGUUUUUUGUUUUUUGUUUUAAAUUCUAGAUCCAGUUUGCUGUUUUUCCAUUGUGCUGUCAUUAUUGUGAAUGUAGUUUGAACAUACAGUGUUAUCUCAGACAGCAAGCAGUAUAAUAACAAGACGGAUGGAACGACAGAAGUCGACAUGCCACUCUCACAGCAGCAGCUGAGUGCAGUUUUAACCAUGUUCAUAAGUUACAUGAAGGCAGUAAAACUAGAAAGGAGUUCAAAAUGCGUAAUAUAUUGUUAAAUAAACACAAGAAGGACCACUAUGUAUUCAGACUGAACGGGACCUAGAUGUGCUUGUUGCUGUCAGUCUGGAGCACAUCAGCAGGAACAUAAACAUCCUUCAUCUGAACCACUGAGUAGAAAUGAUGCUGGAGUGUUUGUGUUCAAGUAGAAAAUGCAGGCUCUUUUAUAACUGUUCUGAAUGUUUGUUUUCUUCUUAUUCUUCCGUAUUUGAAUAUUUGUUUAAAGAGAGAUUAUGAGGUGUGGAUGCUUCUAUUUAUGAUCUGUGUAUUUGUGUGUAUAUGUUAUGUAUUGGCACACUUUCUCUCUGCUUUUAACUUCCCAGUUGGGAUCAACGUGUUUGCCUUCAUUGACAAGCCAACAGAAAUAUGCAUCGUUUGAGUUAUUGAGGCCUGUUUGACUGCCAUGACUGCCUGUACUGUUAGACAAAAGUACAAAUGUACAAUUUGCAGGUGAAGGUUUGUUUAGGAUUUGUUUUAUCAAGGUUUUUUUUUUCUACAAAAUAUUGAUUUUGUAAAUAUGAACCAGAAAUGGCCUUUGUUGAAUGUUAUAAAAUAUUUUUGAAAUAAACCUGAACCUUGGUUUGUAAGAUGA